Molecule: messenger RNA, 29326 nt
Organism: Coregonus sp. 'balchen'
Lineage: Eukaryota; Metazoa; Chordata; Actinopteri; Salmoniformes; Salmonidae
Source: the annotation of a GenBank genome assembly
AUGUGUUCUUAUGGAAUGGAUGACAUCACAUCUGACACGUGUGGAUGUAUCAAUGCCAUUCCUCCAGAUGGACAGUACUGCCAGUCGGUUCACAACCAAAGUAAGAACCAACAUCCUCACAGAUUUGACUUUUGUUAACAUUUUCUGAUAUAUGUAACUAACCAAUAUCCUCUUUUCUUCACCUCAAAGACUUUUCCGCAUGUCCAACAACAACAGCCUCUCCUACAACAGGUAAUGUAAGACCAAAUAUAUCUGAUGAAUUGCAUUAAAAACAAUACCAUUACUAUUGUCUUGUCAUCUUGAUAGAUCUAAAUAUAUUUAAUCAUUGCAAAUGAAUGACUGACAUUGUUCAUUUUCAGUUUCAACAGUACCACCAACUCUCUACGAAUACAUGAUUGAAAUUGAGCUGAACACCACAGACGUUACAGUGAUAGAUCAACUGAGAGCCAUACUGAGAAAUGCUAGUUACCCUGUCAGAAUCAAUAAUCUGAUACAAAUCACUGGUAUCAACAUCUCUACAGGUAAGACUUCAAUGUACAAAUUAUUAUUUUUAAAUGCUUACAGACCGAUUAAGUGUAAUUUUGAUUGAGAUUUCUAAAUCUACUCGAAUGUCCUCAGUUUGCUACCCAAAUGGUACUGGAUUCCAGUGCAGAUGUGAGGACCAAUAUCGUUGGUCAUGUGACCAGUGUGUCUCUUAUGGGAAAUGUGAUGACAUCACAUCUGACACGUGUGGAUGUAUCAAUGCCAUUCCUCCAGAUGGACAGUACUGCCAGUCGGUUCACAACCAAAGUAAGAACCAACAUCCUCACAGAUUCGACUUUUGUUAACAUUUUCUAAUAUGUGUAACUAACCAAUAUCCUCUUUUCUUCACCUCAAAGACUUUACCGCAUGUCCAACAACAACAGCCUCUCCUACAACAGGUAAUGUAAUACCAAAUAUAUCUGAUGAAUUGCAUUAAAAACAAUACCAUUACUAUUGUCUUGUCAUCUUGAUAGAUCUAAAUAUAUUUAAUUUAUUGCAAAUGAAUGACUGACAUUGUUCAUUUACAGUUUCAACAGUACCACCAACUCUCUACGAAUACAUGAUUGAAAUUGAGCUGAGCACCACAGACGUUACAGUGAUAGAUCAACUGAGAGCCAUUCUGAGAAAUGCUAGUUACCCUGUCAGAAUCAAUAAUCUGAUACAAAUCACUGGUAUCAACAUCUCUACAGGUAAGACUUCAAUGUGCAAAUUAUUAUUUUUAAAUGCUUACAGACCGAUUAAGUGUAAUUUUGAUUGAGAUUUCUAAAUCUACUCGAAUGUCCUCAGUUUGCUACCCAAAUGGUACUGGAUUCCAGUGCAGAUGUGAGGACCAAUAUCGUUGGUCAUGUGACCAGUGUGUCUCUUAUGGGAAAUGUGAUGACAUCACAUCUGACACGUGUGGAUGUAUCAAUGCCAUUCCUCCAGAUGGACAGUACUGCCAGUCGGUUCACAACCAAAGUAAGAACCAACAUCCUCACAGAUUCGACUUUUGUUAACAUUUUCUGAUAUAUGUAACUAACCAAUAUCCUCUUUUCUUCACCUCAAAGACUUUACCGCAUGUCCAACAACAACAGCCUCUCCUACAACAGGUAAUGUAAUACCAAAUAUAUCUGAUGAAUUGCAUUAAAAACAAUAGCAUUACUAUUGUCUUGUCAUCUUGAUAGAUCUAAAUAUAUUUAAUCAUUGCAAAUGAAUAACUGACAUUGUUCAUUUUCAGUUUCAACAGUACCACCAACUCUCUACGAAUACAUGAUUGAAAUUGAGCUGAACACCACAGACGUUACAGUGAUAGAUCAACUGAGAGCCAUACUGAGAAAUGCUAGUUACCCUGUCAGAAUCAAUAAUCUGAUACAAAUCACUGGUAUCAACAUCUCUACAGGUAAGACUUCAAUGUACAAAUUAUUAUUUUUAAAUGCUUACAGACCGAUGAAGUGUAAUUUUGAUUGAGAUUUCUAAAUCUACUCGUAUAUCCUCAGUUUGCUACCCAAAUGGUACUGGAUUCCAGUGCAGAUGUGAGGACCAAUAUCGUUGGUCAUGUGACCAGUGUGUCUCUUAUGGGAAAUGUGAUGACAUCACAUCUGACACGUGUGGAUGUAUCAAUGCCAUUCCUCCAGAUGGACAGUACUGCCAGUCGGUUCACAACCAAAGUAAGAACCAACAUCCUCACAGAUUCGACUUUUGUUAACAUUUUCUAAUAUGUGUAACUAACCAAUAUCCUCUUUUCUUCACCUCAAAGACUUUACCGCAUGUCCAACAACAACAGCCUCUCCUACAACAGGUAAUGUAAUACCAAAUAUAUCUGAUGAAUUGCAUUAAAAACAAUACCAUUACUAUUGUCUUGUCAUCUUGAUAGAUCUAAAUAUAUUUAAUUUAUUGCAAAUGAAUGACUGACAUUGUUCAUUUUCAGUUUCAACAGUACCACCAACUCUCUACGAAUACAUGAUUGAAAUUGAGCUGAGCACCACAGACGUUACAGUGAUAGAUCAACUGAGAGCCAUUCUGAGAAAUGCUAGUUACCCUGUCAGAAUCAAUAAUCUGAUACAAAUCACUGGUAUCAACAUCUCUACAGGUAAGACUUCAAUGUGCAAAUUAUUAUUUUUAAAUGCUUACAGACCGAUUAAGUGUAAUUUUGAUUGAGAUUUCUAAAUCUACUCGAAUGUCCUCAGUUUGCUACCCAAAUGGUACUGGAUUCCAGUGCAGAUGUGAGGACCAAUAUCGUUGGUCAUGUGACCAGUGUGUCUCUUAUGGGAAAUGUGAUGACAUCACAUCUGACACGUGUGGAUGUAUCAAUGCCAUUCCUCCAGAUGGACAGUACUGCCAGUCGGUUCACAACCAAAGUAAGAACCAACAUCCUCACAGAUUUGACUUUUGUUAACAUUUUCUGAUAUAUGUAACUAACCAAUAUCCUCUUUUCUUCACCUCAAAGACUUUUCCGCAUGUCCAACAACAACAGCCUCUCCUACAACAGGUAAUGUAAGACCAAAUAUAUCUGAUGAAUUGCAUUAAAAACAAUACCAUUACUAUUGUCUUGUCAUCUUGAUAGAUCUAAAUAUAUUUAAUCAUUGCAAAUGAAUAACUGACAUUGUUCAUUUUCAGUUUCAACAGUACCACCAACUCUCUACGAAUACAUGAUUGAAAUUGAGCUGAACACCACAGACGUUACAGUGAUAGAUCAACUGAGAGCCAUUCUGAGAAAUACUAGUUACCCUGUCAGAAUCAAUAAUCUGAUACAAAUCACUGGUAUCAACAUCUCUACAGGUAAGACUUCAAUGUGCAAAUUAUUAUUUUUAAAUGCUUACAGAUCGAUUAAGUGUAAUUUUGAUUGAGAUUUCUAAAUCUACUCGAAUAUCCUCAGUUUGCUACCCAAAUGGUACUGGAUUCCAGUGCAGAUGUGAGGACCAAUAUCGUUGGUCAUGUGACCAGUGUGUCUCUUAUGGGAAAUGUGAUGACAUCACAUCUGACACGUGUGGAUGUAUCAAUGCCAUUCCUCCAGAUGGACAGUACUGCCAGUCGGUUCACAACCAAAGUAAGAACCAACAUCCUCACAGAUUCGACUUUUGUUAACAUUUUCUAAUAUGUGUAACUAACCAAUAUCCUCUUUUCUUCACCUCAAAGACUUUACCGCAUGUCCAACAACAACAGCCUCUCCUACAACAGGUAAUGUAAUACCAAAUAUAUCUGAUGAAUUGCAUUAAAAACAAUACCAUUACUAUUGUCUUGUCAUCUUGAUAGAUCUAAAUAUAUUUAAUUUAUUGCAAAUGAAUGACUGACAUUGUUCAUUUUCAGUUUCAACAGUACCACCAACUCUCUACGAAUACAUGAUUGAAAUUGAGCUGAGCACCACAGACGUUACAGUGAUAGAUCAACUGAGAGCCAUUCUGAGAAAUGCUAGUUACCCUGUCAGAAUCAAUAAUCUGAUACAAAUCACUGGUAUCAACAUCUCUACAGGUAAGACUUCAAUGUGCAAAUUAUUAUUUUUAAAUGCUUACAGACCGAUUAAGUGUAAUUUUGAUUGAGAUUUCUAAAUCUACUCGAAUGUCCUCAGUUUGCUACCCAAAUGGUACUGGAUUCCAGUGCAGAUGUGAGGACCAAUAUCGUUGGUCAUGUGACCAGUGUGUCUCUUAUGGGAAAUGUGAUGACAUCACAUCUGACACGUGUGGAUGUAUCAAUGCCAUUCCUCCAGAUGGACAGUACUGCCAGUCGGUUCACAACCAAAGUAAGAACCAACAUCCUCACAGAUUCGACUUUUGUUAACAUUUUCUAAUAUGUGUAACUAACCAAUAUCCUCUUUUCUUCACCUCAAAGACUUUACCGCAUGUCCAACAACAACAGCCUCUCCUACAACAGGUAAUGUAAUACCAAAUAUAUCUGAUGAAUUGCAUUAAAAACAAUACCAUUACUAUUGUCUUGUCAUCUUGAUAGAUCUAAAUAUAUUUAAUCAUUGCAAAUGAAUGACUGACAUUGUUCAUUUUCAGUUUCAACAGUACCACCAACUCUCUACGAAUACAUGAUUGAAAUUGAGCUGAGCACCACAGACGUUACAGUGAUAGAUCAACUGAGAGCCAUUCUGAGAAAUGCUAGUUACCCUGUCAGAAUCAAUAAUCUGAUACAAAUCACUGGUAUCAACAUCUCUACAGGUAAGACUUCAAUGUGCAAAUUAUUAUUUUUAAAUGCUUACAGACCGAUUAAGUGUAAUUUUGAUUGAGAUUUCUAAAUCUACUCGAAUGUCCUCAGUUUGCUACCCAAAUGGUACUGGAUUCCAGUGCAGAUGUGAGGACCAAUAUCGUUGGUCAUGUGACCAGUGUGUCUCUUAUGGGAAAUGUGAUGACAUCACAUCUGACACGUGUGGAUGUAUCAAUGCCAUUCCUCCAGAUGGACAGUACUGCCAGUCGGUUCACAACCAAAGUAAGAACCAACAUCCUCACAGAUUCGACUUUUGUUAACAUUUUCUAAUAUGUGUAACUAACCAAUAUCCUCUUUUCUUCACCUCAAAGACUUUACCGCAUGUCCAACAACAACAGCCUCUCCUACAACAGGUAAUGUAAUACCAAAUAUAUCUGAUGAAUUGCAUUAAAAACAAUACCAUUACUAUUGUCUUGUCAUCUUGAUAGAUCUAAAUAUAUUUAAUCAUUGCAAAUGAAUGACUGACAUUGUUCAUUUUCAGUUUCAACAGUACCACCAACUCUCUACGAAUACAUGAUUGAAAUUGAGCUGAACACCACAGACGUUACAGUGAUAGAUCAACUGAGAGCCAUUCUGAGAAAUGCUAGUUACCCUGUCAGAAUCAAUAAUCUGAUACAAAUCACUGGUAUCAACAUCUCUACAGGUAAGACUUCAAUGUGCAAAUUAUUAUUUUUAAAUGCUUACAGACCGAUUAAGUGUAAUUUUGAUUGAGAUUUCUAAAUCUACUCGAAUGUCCUCAGUUUGCUACCCAAAUGGUACUGGAUUCCAGUGCAGAUGUGAGGACCAAUAUCGUUGGUCAUGUGACCAGUGUGUCUCUUAUGGGAAAUGUGAUGACAUCACAUCUGACACGUGUGGAUGUAUCAAUGCCAUUCCUCCAGAUGGACAGUACUGCCAGUCGGUUCACAACCAAAGUAAGAACCAACAUCCUCACAGAUUCGACUUUUGUUAACAUUUUCUAAUAUGUGUAACUAACCAAUAUCCUCUUUUCUUCACCUCAAAGACUUUACCGCAUGUCCAACAACAACAGCCUCUCCUACAACAGGUAAUGUAAUACCAAAUAUAUCUGAUGAAUUGCAUUAAAAACAAUACCAUUACUAUUGUCUUGUCAUCUUGAUAGAUCUAAAUAUAUUUAAUCAUUGCAAAUGAAUGACUGACAUUGUUCAUUUUCAGUUUCAACAGUACCACCAACUCUCUACGAAUACAUGAUUGAAAUUGAGCUGAGCACCACAGACGUUACAGUGAUAGAUCAACUGAGAGCCAUUCUGAGAAAUGCUAGUUACCCUGUCAGAAUCAAUAAUCUGAUACAAAUCACUGGUAUCAACAUCUCUACAGGUAAGACUUCAAUGUGCAAAUUAUUAUUUUUAAAUGCUUACAGACCGAUUAAGUGUAAUUUUGAUUGAGAUUUCUAAAUCUACUCGAAUGUCCUCAGUUUGCUACCCAAAUGGUACUGGAUUCCAGUGCAGAUGUGAGGACCAAUAUCGUUGGUCAUGUGACCAGUGUGUCUCUUAUGGGAAAUGUGAUGACAUCACAUCUGACACGUGUGGAUGUAUCAAUGCCAUUCCUCCAGAUGGACAGUACUGCCAGUCGGUUCACAACCAAAGUAAGAACCAACAUCCUCACAGAUUCGACUUUUGUUAACAUUUUCUAAUAUGUGUAACUAACCAAUAUCCUCUUUUCUUCACCUCAAAGACUUUACCGCAUGUCCAACAACAACAGCCUCUCCUACAACAGGUAAUGUAAUACCAAAUAUAUCUGAUGAAUUGCAUUAAAAACAAUACCAUUACUAUUGUCUUGUCAUCUUGAUAGAUCUAAAUAUAUUUAAUCAUUGCAAAUGAAUGACUGACAUUGUUCAUUUUCAGUUUCAACAGUACCACCAACUCUCUACGAAUACAUGAUUGAAAUUGAGCUGAGCACCACAGACGUUACAGUGAUAGAUCAACUGAGAGCCAUUCUGAGAAAUGCUAGUUACCCUGUCAGAAUCAAUAAUCUGAUACAAAUCACUGGUAUCAACAUCUCUACAGGUAAGACUUCAAUGUGCAAAUUAUUAUUUUUAAAUGCUUACAGACCGAUUAAGUGUAAUUUUGAUUGAGAUUUCUAAAUCUUCUCGAAUGUCCUCAGUUUGCUACCCAAAUGGUACUGGAUUCCAGUGCAGAUGUGAGGACCAAUAUCGUUGGUCAUGUGACCAGUGUGUCUCUUAUGGGAAAUGUGAUGACAUCACAUCUGACACGUGUGGAUGUAUCAAUGCCAUUCCUCCAGAUGGACAGUACUGCCAGUCGGUUCACAACCAAAGUAAGAACCAACAUCCUCACAGAUUUGACUUUUGUUAACAUUUUCUGAUAUGUGUAACUAACCAAUAUCCUAUUUUCUUCACCUCAAAGACUUUACCGCAUGUCCAAUAACAACAGCCUCUCCUACAACAGGUAAUGUAAACAUUUACAUAAAUAUUCAGACCCUUUACUCAAUACUUUAUUGAAGCACCUUUGUCAUUGAUUGCAGCCUCGAGUCUUCUUGGGUAUGACGCUACAACCUUGGCACACCUGUGUUUGGGUAGUUUCUCCCAUUCUUCUCUGCAGAUCCUCUCAAGCUCUGUCAGGUUGGAUGGGGAGCGUCGCUGCACAGCUAUUUUCAGGUCUCUCCAGAGAUGUUCGAUCGGGUUCAAGUCCAGGCUCUUGCUGGGCCACUUAAGGACAUUCAGAGACUUGUCCCGAAGACACUCCUGCGUUGUCUUGGCUGUGUGCUUAGGGUCAUUGUCCUGUUGGAAGGUGAACCUUCGCCCCAGCCUGACGUCCUGAGCGCUCUGGAGCAGGUUUUCAUCAAGGAUCUCUCUGUACUUUGCUCCGUUCAUCUUUCCCUCCAUCCUGACUAGUCUCCCAGUCCCUACCUCUGAAAAACAUGCCACCACCAUGCUUCACUGUAGGGAUGGUGCCAGGUUCCUCCAGACGUGACACUUCGCAUUCAGGCCAAAGAGUUCAAUCUUUGUUUCAUCAGACCAGAUCAUCUUGUUUCUAAUGAUCUGAGAGUCCUUUAGGUGGCUUUCGGCAAACUCCAAGCAGCCUGUCAUGUGCCUUUUACUGCGGAGUGAAUUCUGUCUGGCAACUCUACCAUAAAGGCCUGAUUGGUGGAGUGCUGCAGAGAUGGUUGUCCUUCUGGAAGGUUCUCCCAUCUCCACAGAGGAACUCUGGAGCUCUAUCAGAAUGACCAUCAGGUUCUUGGCCACCUCCCUGACCAAGGCCCUUAGCCCCCGAUUGCUCAGUUUGGCCGGGCCGCCAGCUCUAGGAAGAGUCUUGGUGGUUUCAAACUUGAUGAUGGAGGCCACUGCGUUCUUGGGGACCUUCAAUGCUGCAGACAUGUUUUGGUACCCUUCCCCAGAUCUGUGGCUCAACACAAUCCUGUCUCUACGGACAAUUCCUUCGACCUCAUGGCUUGAUUUUUUCUCUGAGAGCCACUGUCAACUGUAGGACCUUAUGUAGACAGGUGUGUGCCUUUCCAAAUCAUGUCCAAUCAAUUGAAUUUACCACAGGUGGACUCCAAUCAAGUUGUAGAAACAUCUCAAGGAUUAUCAAUGGAAACAGGAUUCACCUGAGCUCAAUUUCGAGUCUCAUAGCAAAUGGUCUGAAUACUUAUGUAAAUAAGGUAUUUCUGUUUUUUAGAAUAAGGUUGUAACAUAACAAAAUGUGGAAAAACUCAAGGUGUCUGAAUACUGUUCAGUAGCCUUUUGGUCUCACACAUGGUGCUCAUGUACCUCUUGCCAUGUGGUAGCGGAGAGAACUGUCUAUUACUUGGGUGGCUGGAGUCUUUGAAAACAUUUUGGGUCUUCCCCUGACACCGCCUGGUAUAGAGGUCCUGGAUGGCAGGGAGUUCGGCCCCAGUGAUGUAAUGGGCCAUUCGCACCACCCUCUGUAGCACCUUGUGGUUGGAUGCCGAGGAGUUGCAAUACCAAGCGGUGAUCCAGCCAGUCAAGAUGCUCUCAAUGGUGCAGCUGUAGAACUUUGAGAAUUUUGAGGAUCUGAGGGCCCAUGCCAAAUAUUUUCAGCCUUCUGAGGGGGAGGCGUUGUCGUGCCCACUUCAUGACUUGGUGUGUUUGGACCAUGAUAGGUCCUUAGUGAUGUGGACACCGAGGAACUUGAAGCUCUCGACCCGCUCCACAACAGCCUAGUCGAUGUGAAUGGGGGCGUGUUCGGCCCUCUGUUCCCUAUAGUCCACAAUAAGGUAAUUUGUCUUGCCCACGUUGAGGGAGAGGUUGUUGUCCUGGCACCACACUGCCAGGUCUCUGACCUCCUCCCUAUAGGCUGUCUCAUUGUCGUCGGUGAUCAGGCCUACCAUCGUGUCAUCUGCAAACUUAACGAUGGAGUUGGAGUCGUAUGUGGCCAGGCAGUCAAGGGGUAAACAGGGAGUACAGGAAGGGACUAAGCACCAACCCCUGAGGGGCCCCAGUGUUGAGGGUCAGCGUUGCGAUGUUUUGGUGCCUACCCUCACCACCUGGGAACGGCCAUUCAGGAAGUCCAGGAUCCAGUUGCAGAGGGAGGUGUUCAGUCCCAGGGUCCUUAGCUUAGUGAUGAGCUUGGAGGGUGCUAUGGUGUUGAACGCUGGGCUGUAGUCAAUGAACAGCAUUCUCAAGUAGCUGUUCCUUUUGUCCAGGUGGGAAAGGGCAGUGUGGAGUGCAAUAGAGAUUGUGUCAUCUGUGGAUCUGUUGGGGCACAAUGCGAAUUGUAGUGGGUCCAGGGUUUCUGGGAUGAUGUUGAUGUGAGCCAUGACCAGCCUUUCAAAGCAUUUCAUGGUAUACAGUUGAAGUCAGAAGUUUCAAUUGGAGGUGUACCUGUGGAUGUAUUUCAAGGCCUACCUUCAAACUCAGUGCCUCUUUGCUUGACAUCAUGGGAAAAUCAAAAGAAAUCAGCCAAGGCCUCAGAAAAGAAAUUGUAGACCUCCACAAGUCUGGUUCAUCCUUGGGAGCAAUUUCCAAAUGCCUGAAGGUACCACUUUCAUCUGUACAAAUAAUAGUACGCAAGUAUAAACACCAACGGUUCGGCCAUAAUGACCAUUGUUAUGUUUGGAAAAAAAAGGGGGGUAGUUUGCAAGCCGAAGAACACCAUCCCAAUCAUUAAGCACGGGGGUGGCAGCAUCAUGCUGUGGGGGUGCUUUGCUGCAGAAGGGACUGGUGCACUUCACAAAAUAGAUGGCAUCAUGAGGAAGGAAAUUUAUGUGGAUAUAUUGAAGCAACAUCUCAAGACAUCAGUCAGGAAGUUAAAGCUUGGUCGCAAAUGGCUCUUCCAAAUGGACAAUGACCCCAAGCAUACUUCCAAAGUUGUGGCAAAAUGGCUUAAGGAUAACAAAGUCAAGGUAUUGGAGUGGCCAUCACAAAGCCCUGACCUCAAUCCUAUAGAACAUUUGUGGGCAGAACUGAAAAAGUGUGUGCGAGCAAGGAGGCCUACAAACCUGACUCAGUUACACCAGCUUUGUCAGUAGGAAUGGGCCAAAAUUCACCCAACUUAUUGUGGGAAGCUUGUGGAAGCCUAGCUGAAACAUUUGACCGAAGUUAAACAAUUUAAAGGCAAUGCUACCAAAUACUAAUUGAGUGUAUAUAAACUUCUGACCCACUGGGAAUGUGAUGAAAGAAAUAAAAGCAGAAAAUAAAUCAUUCUCUCUACUAUUAUUCUGACAUUUCACAUUCUUAAAAUAAAGUGGUGAUCCUAACUGACCUAAGACAGGGAUUUUCUACUAGGAUUAAAUGUCAGGAAUUGUGAAAAACUGAGUUUAAAUGUAUUUGGCUAAGGUGUAUGUAAACUUCCGACUUCAACAUUAUAUGUGAGUGCUACGGGACAGUAGGCAUUUUAGGCAGAUUACCCUGGCGUUUUUGAACACUGGGACUAUGGUGGUCUGCUUGAAUCAUGUACAUUUUACAGACUGGGUCAGGGAGAGGUUGAAAAUGUCAGUGAAGACACUUGCCAGCUGGUCAGCGCAUGCUCUGAGUACGCAUCCUGGUAAUCCGUUUGGCCCUGCAGCCUUGUGAAUGGUAACCUGUUUAAAGGUCUUACUCACUUCGGCUACAGAGAGCAUGAUCAUACAGUCGUCUGGAACAGCUGGUGCUCUCACACAUGGUUCAGUGUUGCUUGCCUCGAAGUGAGCAUAGAAGGCAUUUAGCUCGUCUGGUAGGCUCAUGUCACUGGGCAGCUCUCGGCCCGGGUUUCCCUUUCUAAUUUGUGAUAGUUUGCAAUCCCUGACACAUUCGACAAGGAUCAGAGCCGGUGUAGUAGGAUUCGGUCUUAGUCCUGUAUUAACACAUUGCCUGUUUGAUGGUUCAUCAGAGAGUGUAUUAGGAUUUCUGAUAAGCGUCCGGAUUAGUGUCCCACUCUUUGAAAGCAGCAGUUCUAGCCUUUAGCUCACAGGGGAAGGAGUGCAUUUAAAGUUUGAUUUGAUUUAGUCCUUUUCUUUAACUUAGAUUUUUGGUUGAGAUGGAGACACGAAUCUAACAUAUCAAUUAUUCAUUUGUAGACAAACUGGAAUUCAAGCCAGACUAAGUCAGUGGCACAGAUAGAACUAUCAAAGCAGAAGACAAAUGUCCUUCAAAUGUUGAUAUUUGGUGGUCGACAAGUUAACAAAUGAUAUGUUGGAUUAACGUCUCCAACUCAACCAAAAUAAGAGUUAAAGAAUUGGAAUAAGCAAGUGGCUCAGAAGCAGUACAUACAGUGUACAUCACCUUUAAAUGUUGAUAUUUUGUUGCGAUGUCAACCAAACACAAUUCAAUAUUACUUUUCUAAUACAGUAUAGUUUAAAGUUAAGACAAUCUUACAAACUAAUGUAAAAUCAAACCUUAAAAUGACUAACACAUCCAUGGCCACAUUUUGAGAUUACUCUAACUAUACAUUUCUUCUCAUGUAAUCAUAUAAAGCAUGCAUGUUCAAGAUAGCAGGCAUAAGUAGCCACAUGUCUGUGUUGCAUUAACAUGUCACUAUCUAUCUGUCACAACAGAACUGACACCAGUGACCAGUAGGCUAAGUGCUUUUAAAGGCUAGCAAAAAAUACUUUCUGAACUUACUAUUAGUUGAUAUUUAUCUGUUUCUACUACAAACUAUCACUAUGAUGCUUCUCUCUUGGUAGACUCUACUACAUUUACAUUUACGUCAUUUAGCAGACGCUCUUAACCAGAGCGACUUACAAAUUGGUGCAUUCACCCUAUAGCCAGUGGGAUAACCACUUUAUAAUUUUUUAAAAAAAAAUUUGGGAGGGGGGGUAGAAGGAUUACUUUAUCCUAUCCCAGGUAUUCCUUAAAGAGGUGGGGUUUCAAAUGUCUCCGGAAGGUGGUGAGUGACUCCGCUGUCCUGGCGUUGUGAGGGAGCUUGUUCCACCAUUGGGGUGCCAGAGCAGCGAACAGUUUUGACUGGGCUGAGCGGGAACUAUACUUGCGCAGAGGAAGGGCAGCCAGCAGGCCAGAGGUGGAUGAACGCAAUGCCCUCGUUUGGGUGUAGGGACUGAUCAGAGCCUGAAGGUACGGAGGUGCCGUUCCCCUCACUGCUCCAUAGGCAAGCACCAUGGUCUUGUAACGGAUGCGAGCUUCAACUGGAAGCCAGUGGAGUGUGCGGAGGAGGGGGGUGACGUGAGAGAACUUGGGAAGGUUGAACACCAGACGGGCUGCGGCAUUCUGGAUGAGUUGUAGGGGUUUAAUGGCACAGGCAGGGAGCCCAGCCAACAGCGAGUUGCAGUAAUCCAGACGGGAGAUGACAAGUGCCUGGAUUAGGACCUGUGCCGCUUCCUGUGUAAGGCAGGGUCGUACUCUCCGAAUGUUGUAGAGCAUGAACCUGCAGGAUCGGGUCACCGCCUUGAUGUUAGCGGAGAACGACAGGGUGUUGUCCAGGGUCACACCAAGGCUCUUCUCACUCUGGGAGGAGGACACAACAGAGUUGUCAACCGUGAUGGCGAGAUCAUGGAACGGGCAGUCCUUCCCCGGGAGGAAGAGCAGCUCCGUCUUGCCAGGGUUCAGCUUGAGGUGGUGAUCCGUCAUCCAUACUGAUAUGUCUGCCAGACAUGCAGAGAUGCGAUUCGCCACCUGGUUAUCAGAAGGGGGAAAGGAGAAGAUUAGUUGUGUAUCGUCAGCGUAGCAAUGAUAGGAGAGGCCAUGUGAGGAUAUGACAGAGCCAAGUGACUUGGUGUAUAGGGAGAAAAGGAGAGGGCCUAGAACUGAGCCCUGGGGGACACCAGUGGUGAGAGCACGUGGUGCGGAGACAGUACACAUGCAGCCACAACAAAACAGAUCACUACAGCUGACCCCACAACACAACUUACCACAGUUACCAGUAAAUACAAUCAAGUACUGCUUAAUUUUUAUUUAUUCUGAAUUUCAGUUCUUUAUAAAUUUGUCACAAUGUCUCUCUCUCGCUCUCUCGCUCUCUCUCUCUCUUUCUCUCACUCUCUGCUUCAGACUAUACAACACCUGAGGCCAGCACUACAGAACAGAGUACUACAGCUGACCCCACAACACAACUGACCACAGUUACCAGUAAAUAGUCAUUUACAGCUGAAAAUGUUUUGUUCUGAUCUUCAGUUCAUCACACAUUUGUCACAAUCUCUCUCUCUUUGUCUUGCUCUCUCUCUCACUCUGCUUAAGACUCUACAACACCUGAGGCCAGCACUACAGAACAAAUAAUUACAGCUGAUCCCACAACACAAUUGACCACAGUUACAAGUAAAAACAAUCAAAUACUAGUGAAAAUAAUUUGUUCUGAACUUCAGUUCUUCACACAUUUGUCACAAUCUCUCUCUAUCUCUCUCUCUCCCUCGCUCUCUCACUGUCUGUCUGUCUGUCUGUCUGUCUGUCUGUCUGUCUGUCUGUCUGUCUGUCUGUCUGUCUGUCUGUCUGUCUGUCUGUCUGUCUGUCUGUCUGUAUGUAUGUCUGUCUGUAUGUCUGUCUGUCUGUCUCUGUCUGUCGCUCUCUGCUUUAGAUUCUACAACACCUGAGGCCAGCACUACAGAACAAAUAACUACAGUUGAUCCCACAACACAACUGACCGCAGUUACCAGUAAGUAUCAUCAGGUUUUGGAGAAUAAAACUUGUUUGAAGCAGAGUUCACCACCAAAAGAUCUGACACUCAAUCAUUAUGUUUCGUCCCUGCUGUAGACUCUACAACAACUGCACCCACAACAGGACAAAGUCCUACAGCUGACCCCACAAGACAACUGAUCACAGUUACCAGUAAAUAAAAUCAAGUACUGCUGAAAAUAAUUUGUUCUGAAUUUAAGUUCUUCAUAAAUUUGUCACAAAUUCUCUCUCGCUAUCUUUCUCUCUCUUUCUGCUUCAGACUCUACAACACCUGAGGCCAGCACUACAGAACAGAGUACUACAGCUGACCCCACAACACAACUGACCACAGUUACCAGUGAGUGUACGCUAAUAUAUUUUAGUUCAGAACAAAGUUGCAUUAAAGUGUCUCUAUCUGUCACAACAGAACUGACACCAGUGACCAUUAAGCUAAGUGCUUUUAAAGGCUAACAAAAAAUACUUUCUGACCUUAGUAUGAGUUUAUAUUAAUCUGUUACUUCUUCAAUCUAUCACUCUGAUGCUUCUCUCUUGGUAGACUCUACUACACAUGCAGCCACAACAAAACAGAUCACUACAGCUGACCCCACAACACAACUAACCACAGUUCUCAGUAAAUACAAUCAAGUACUGCUGAAAAUAAUUUGUUCUGAACUUCAGUUCAUCACACCUUUUUCACAAUUUCUGUCUCUCUCUCCUUUAGACUCUACAACACCUGAGGCCAGCACUACAGCACAAAGUACUACAGUUGAUCCCACAACACAACUGACCACAGUUACCAGUAAAUACAAUCAAGUACUGCUGAAAAUAAUUUAUUCUGAAUUUAAGUUCUUCAUAAAUUUGUCACAAAUUCUCUCUCGCUCUCUCUCGCUAUCUUUCUCUCUCUUUCUGCUUCAGACUCUACAACACCUGAGGCCAGCACUACAGAACAGAGUACUACAGCUGACCCCACAACACAACUGACCACAGUUACCAGUGAGUGUACGCUAAUAUAUUUUAGUUCAGAACAAAGUUGCAUUAAAGUGUCUCUAUCUGUCACAACAGAACUGACACCAGUGACCAUUAAGCUAAGUGCUUUUAAAGGCUAACACAAAAUACUUUCUGAACUUAGUAUGAGUUUAUAUUAAUCUGUUACUUCUUCAAUCUAUCACUCUGAUGCUUCUCUCUUGGUAGACUAUACUACACAUGCAGCCACAACAAAACAGAUCACUACAGCUGACCCCACAACACAACUAACCACAGUUCUCAGUAAAUACAAUCAAGUACUGCUAAAAAUUAUUUGUUCUGAACUUACAUUUACAUUUUAGUCAUUUAGCAGACGCUCUUAUCCAGAGCGACUUACAGGAGCAAUUAGGGUUAAGUGCCUUGCUCAAGGGCACAUUUACGUCAUUUAGCAGACGCUCUAAUCCAGAGCGACUCACAAAUUGGUGCAUUCACCCUAUAUCCAGUGGGAAAACCACUUUGCAAUUUUUUUGGGGGGGGUGGGGGGGGGGGGGGGGGGGUAGAAGGAUUACUUUAUCCUGUCCCAGGUAAUCCUUAAAGAGGUGGGGUUUCAAAUGUCUCCGGAAGGUGGUGAGUGACUCCGCUGUCCUGGCGUCGUGAGGGAGCUUGUUCCACCAUUGGGGUGCCAGAGCAGCGAACAGUUUUGACUGGGCUGAGCGGGUACUAUGCUUCCGCAGAGGAAGGGGAGCCAGCAGGCCAGAGGUGGAUGAACGCAAUGCCCUCGCUUGGGUGUAGGGACUGAUCAGAGCCCGAAGGUACAGAGGUGCCGUUCCCCUCACUGCUCCAUAGGCAAGCACCAUGGUCUUGUAACGGAUGCGAGCUUCAACUGGAAGCCAGUGGAGUGUGCGGAGGAGGGGGGUGACGUGAGAGAACUUGGGAAGGUUGAACACCAGACGGGCUGCGGCAUUCUGGAUGAGUUGUAGGGGUUUAAUGGCACAGGCAGGGAGGCCAGCCAACAGCGAGUUGCAGUAGUCCAGACGGGAGAUGACAAGUGCCUGGAUUAGGACCUGUGCCGCUUCCUGUGUAAGGCAGGGUCGUACUCUCCGAAUGUUGUAGAGCAUGAACCUGCAGGAGCGGGUCACCGCCUUGAUGUUAGCGGAGAACGACAGGGUGUUGUCCAGGGUCACGCCAGUUCAUCACACCUUUUUCACAAUUUCUGUCUCUCUCUCCUUUAGACUCUACAACACCUGAGGCCAGCACUACAGCACAAAGUCCUACAGCUGACACCACAACACAACUGACCACAGUUACCAGUACAUACAAUCAAGUACUCCUGAAAAUAAUUUAUUCUGAAUUUAAGUUCUUCAUAAAUUUGUCACAAAUUCUCUCUCGCUCUCUCUCGCUAUCUUUCUCUCUCUUUCUGCUUCAGACUCUACAACACCUGAGGCCAGCACUACAGAACAGAGUACUACAGCUGACCCCACAACACAACUGACCACAGUUACCAGUGAGUGUACGCUAAUAUAUUUUAUUUCAGAACAAAGUUGCAUUAAAGUGUCUCUAUCUGUCACAACAGAACUGACACCAGUGACCAUUAAGCUAAGUGCUUUUAAAGGCUAACAAAAAAUACUUUCUGAACUUAGUAUGAGUUUAUAUUAAUCUGUUACUUCUUCAAUCUAUCACUCUGAUGCUUCUCUCUUGGUAGACUCUACUACACAUGCAGCCACAACAAAACAGAUCACUACAGCUGACCCCACAACACAACUAACCACAGUUCUCAGUAAAUACAAUCAAGUACUGCUGAAAAUAAUUUGUUCUGAACUUCAGUUCAUCACACCUUUUUCACAAUUUCUGUCUCUCUCUCCUUUAGACUCUACAACACCUAAGGCCAGCACUACAGCACAAAGUACUACAGUUGAUCCCACAACACAACUGACCACAGUUACCAGUAAAUACAAUCAAGUACUGCUGAAAAUUAUUUGUUCUGAACUUCAGUUCAUCACACCUUUUUCACAAUUUCUGUCUCUCUCUCUGCUUUAGACUCUACAACACCUGAGACCAGCACUACAGAAAAGAUAACUACAGUUGAUCCCACAACAAAACUGACCGCAGUUACCAGUAAAUACAAUCAAGUACUGCUGAAAAUUAUUUGUUCUGAACUUCAGUUCAUCCCACCUUUUUCACAAUUUCUGUCUCUCUCUCUGCUUUAGACUCUACAACACCUGAGGCCAGCACUACAGCACAAAGUACUACAGUUGAUCCCACAACACAACUGACCGCAGUUACCAGUAAGUAUCAUCAAGUUCUGGAGAACAGAACUUGUCUGAAGCAGAGUUCACCACCAAAAGAUCUGACACUCAAUCAUUAUGUUUCUUCCCUUAUGUAGACUCUACAACAACUGCACCCAAAACAGGACAAAGUCCUACAGCUGACACCACAACACAACUGACCACAGUUACCAGUAAAUACAAUCAAGUACUGCUGAAAAUAAUUUAUUCUGAAUUUCAGUUCUUCAUAAAUUUGUCACAAUCUCUCUCUUGCUCUCUCUCGCUAUCUUUCUUUCUCUUUCUGCUUCAGACUCUACAAUACCUGAGGCCAGCACUACAGAACAGAGUACUACAGCUGACCCCACACCACAACUGACCACAGUUACCAGUAAGUGUACGCUAAUAUAUUUUAGUUCAGAACAAAGUUGCAUUAAAGUGUCUCUAUCUGUCACAACAGAACUGACACCAGUGACCAUUAAGCUAAGUGCUUUUAAAGGCUAGCAAAAAAUACUUUCUGAACUUAGUAUGAGUUUAUAUUAAUCUGUUACUUCUUCAAUCUAUCACUCUGAUGCUUCUCUCUUGGUAGACUCUACUACACAUGCAGCCACAACAAAACAGAUCACUACAGCUGACCCCACAACACAACUAACCACAGUUCUCAGUGAAUACAAUCAUGUACUGCUAAAAAUAAUUUGUUCUGAACUUCAGUUCAUCACACCUUUUUCACAAUUUCUGUCUCUCUCUCCUUUAGACUCUACAACACCUGAGGCCAGCACUACAGCACAAAGUACUACAGUUGAUCCCACAACACAACUGACCGCAGUUACCAGUAAGUAUCAUCAAGUUCUAGAGAACAGAACUUGUCUGAAGCAGAGUUCACCACCAAAAGAUCUGACACUCAAUCAUUAUGUUUCUUCCCUGCUGUAGACUCUACAACAACUGCACCCACAAUAGGACAAAGUACUACAGCUGACCCCACAACACAACUGACCACAGUUACCAGUAAAUACAAUCAAGUACUGCUGAAAAUAAUUUGUUCUGAAUUUCAGUUCUUCAUAAAUUUGUCACAAUCUCUCUCUCGUUCUCUUUCUCUCUCUUUCUCUCUCUUUUUGCUUUAGACUCUACAACACCUGAGGCCAGCACUGCAGCGCAAAGUACUACAGCUGACCUCACAACACAACUGACCACAGUUACAAGUAUGUAGGCUAAUAUAUUUUAGUUCAGAACAAAAAUGCAUUUUGGUUGUCACUAUCUGUCACAAUAUAACUGACUACAGUGACGAGGCUAAGAGCUUUUGAAGGCUAGCAAAUAUUACUUUCUAUUCUUUUUAUGAGUUUUUGUUCAUCUGCUUCUUCAGUUUAUCACUAUGUUAUUUCUCUCUUGGUGGACACCACAUCUACAGUAACUACUAAAUCAACACCAGCAUUAACUACAAAAACAACACCACCACCACCAACAACAACAACAAUACGACCACCACCACCACCACCACCAACAACAACAACAACAACAGCAACAACAACAAUAACAACUACUGCAAACCAAGCUGGUAUGUGUAAGAAUAUAAUAUGUUUCUGAGCACUGCUAAAUUAAUCCUGAUUAUGCCAUGGUUAUGAAAGAUCAUGAAUUAAUAAUGAAAAAUGAUGAAUGAGAAGGUUGCAGAGGCUACAACAAAACAUGCUAACCUCUCACCAUUAGCAAACGCAUUUUGGGGGGGUAUGAUCUUUGUGCCUCUGUUAAUUUUUCAGUCAUCAUUAUUCACGAUUCAUUCAUGAUUAUCCAUAAUCAUGGUAUCACCCACAUUAAUGUAGAAGUGUUCAGAGACAUACAAUAAAAGUGUCUCCAAAAUGGCACAAUACAAUAUUCACCAUUCAGUUCCUAUUGGGCAAAAUAUAAUCUGAAACACAACCAAAACAUUCUGCAAAUGCAUGCAACGAGUUUGUAGAGUCACAAGCUUGAUUUAGUCAUUGAGUGCAAGGAAUAUGGGAACAAAUACUACACUUUUGAUUACUUUACUACACUAUAAGUACAUUUUUCCAAAUACUUAUGACUUUCUCAAAUGGGGGGACUAGAUACAUAAAGUGCUUUAAUUUCUAAACGGUAAAACAGAUAUGUAUGUAAAUACCCUCAAAUAAAAGGAGACAUUAUGUACUGUCGCCUCAUAUGAAACAUUUGAUCUCACUUCCAAAAGGCUUGAGUAUAAAACCAAAUGUAACAUUUUAGCUUCACUGUCCAAAUACAUAUGGAGGGGAGUGUAUAAUAGGAUAUACAGUAUAGGUAGCAACAAUUCCAUUCCAUUUAAGCAUGUUUGUCAUUCUUCUUAUUUUGUUUCAGAUAUUCUGUUGUUGGCAAUGUCCUUCAAAAUGAUUGAAGAUUUCACUAGCGACCUAAAUGAUGAAAAUAGUGACAAAUACAAAAAGUACAAAGGCGAUAUUGAACCAGUUGUAAGUACAUGACUCAAGCUACUGUUGGCACAAGUAAAUAAUCAGAUGCAUUAAAUAACUAUCCAUCCAAUUAUCUAACCAGGGUACAUUUUCAGUGUGAUAAUUAUGAAUGUAUAUAUACAAAAGUAUGUGGACACCCCUUCAAAUUAGUGGAUUCGGCUAUUUCAGCCACACCUGUUGCUGACAGGUGUAUAAAAUCGAGCACACAGCCAUGCAAUCUCCAUAGACAAACAUUGGCAGUAGAAUGGCUUUACUGAAGAGCUCAGUGGCUUUCAACGUGGCUGUUAUUGUGAAGUGGAAACGUCUAGAAGCAACAACGGCUCAGCCGCACACAAGCUCACAGAAUGGGACCGCCAAGUGCUGAAGCGCGUAGCGCCUAAAAAUCGUCUGUCCUUGGUUGCAACACUCACCACCGAGUUCCAAACUGCCUCUGGAAGCAACGUCAGCACAAGAACUGCUCGUCGGGAGCUUCAUGAAAUGGGUUUCCAUUGCCGAGCAGCCGCACACAAGCCUAAGAUCACCAUGCGCAAUGCUAAGCGUCGGCUGGAGUGGUGUAAAGCUCGCCGCCAUUGGACUCUGGAGCAGUGGAAACGCGUUCUCUGGAGUGAUGAAUCACGCUUCACCAUCUGGCAGUCCGAUGAACUAAUCUGGGUUUGGUGGAUGCCAGGAGAACGCUACCUGCCCGAAUGCAUAGUUCCAACUGUAAAGUUUGGUGGAGGAGGAAUAUUGGUCUGGGGCUGUUUUUCAUGGUUCAGGCUCAUUAGUUCCAGUGAAGGGAAAUCUUAACGCUACAGCACACAAUGACAUUCUAGACGAUUCGAUGCGUCCAACAUUGUGGCAACAGUUUGGGGAAGGCCCUUUUCUGUUUCAGCAUGACAAUGCCCCCGUGCACAAAGCGAGGCCCGUACAGAAAUGGUUUGUCAAGAUCGUUGUGGAAGAACUUGACUGGCCUGCACAGAGCCCUGACCUCAACCCCAUCAAACACCUUUGGGAUGAAUUGGAACGCCGACUGCGAGCCAGGCCUAAUUGCCCAAUAUCAGUGCCUGACCUCACUAAUGCUCUUGUGGCUGAAUGGAAUCAAGUCCCCACAGCAAUGUUCUAACAUCUAGUGGAAAGCCUUCCCAGAAGAGUGGAGGCUGUUAUAGCAGCAAAGGCCGGACCAACUCCAUAUUAAUGCCCAUGAUUUUGAAAUGAGAUGUUUGACGAGCAGGUGUCCACAUACUUUUGGUCAUGUAGUGUAUUAGGAAUACUGUAUUGCCCUUUUUUUUUAACAUUAUCAAUAUCAUUAUCUCACACAGAUCCAGGAGCAGUAUAGGAAGAACAUGCCAGGGUUUAUUUCAGCAGCAUUGACACGUUUCAGGUAGGUUUUCUGUAUCCACUGUUGUUAUGGAAGUAAGCUGUUUCCAUUCAACAUGUAUUUAUUUCUGUAUUCUCUCUUUGGUUCCUAUUAACAGCCCUGGAAGUGUUAUAGUCAACUGUGAUGUUAGGACCACAGUUGCAGACCCCACUGCAAUUACCAAUGCUAAUGCUGGAGUUGCAAAAUCACUUCCAGCUGUUUAUCAAGUUGAUGUUAGCUCUUUCAAUAUUAUUUAUAACAGUAAGUCCGUAAAAACCUUCUCAUAUCACAUUAUUGCAAAUUCUAAUGACCAAAAGAAAGAUGCUUUAAAUAUCGGUCUAAAAAACUGUUUACCACGAAUGUCUCAAUCUAUUCCUAGGUAACCCAGCAUUAAGUUAUACACCAACUCCCAUUUACUCUGGUGGCACCAUGACCCUGGAGUGUGGACCUCGUCCUGAUACUGUAAAUAUGGGCACUAUUAAAAACGUUGAGUGGAAACGAAAGGGAAGAGUUUUAACAUCGACUGGAAGGUUCACCAUCUAUACAGAUUCCUUGAUAUCACAAAAGACAAAACUUGAUAUCAGAAAUGUAAUUGCUGAUGAUGAUGGUAAGUCGAAGAGUUCAUAUUUUAUGCUUAUUUAAAAAAAAAUACAAUUAAAAUACCCUGGCAGGAAAGCAGGAGUCUAUAAUCCAAAUAUUAUCAAUUGUGUAAUGACAGUUUUAUUAUAUUUUUUAAUCGCUGUUAGAUUUUGGUUUCUAUAAGAUUGAAAUCUCAAAACCCAGAUCGUACCCACCCAAAGUUACAGAGGACAAAGGAUGAUAAUGUUUUCUGUCCAGGUAUUGUUUCUUGACUCAGCAAUGUCAAUAUUGUUUCAUCCCAGGGAAAUAUGAAUGCACUCUGAAGAGUGACUUAAUCUAUUUCUACCAAAUGGGUCAAAUUGACAUCAAAGAUGCUCCCGUUAUUCAAACGAUGACAGAAAUCAAUAUCCAAUGUAAGGUGGGGAAAAUUGAGUCAUUGGAGUGUUGUGUGCAGACUCCCUAUAAACUCCUGUGGAAAGAAGGGAAUACAGAAUUGGUCACAUGUAAGUGUUAGUUGAUAAUCAGACUUCCUUUUCAAUAUGACAAGAGACCAAAUAAAUUAAUGCAUAAACCAUGUUGUCUACAUUUUAUACAUGCAUUAUUUAUAGAUGAGAGUCCUGGAAAUUGCAUUAAGUAUGACUAUACAAUUCAAAACUGUGAUGGACAAGUCAAAGAAGUCACAUUAACAUGCCAAGUCAAAGACCCAACAGCAUAUGAAAAGACUGCAAAAUUGACUAUUUUCACAGAAGGUAAGUACAGUAUUUGCAGUUUUUGAAUACUCCCACUGGUUGUUGUUGAGAUUUUAGUUUCAAAUUUUUUAACAAAAUAUGUUUUCUAGAUAUUGCUUGCCAGGACGAUGAAUAUGGUAGUGGCCGAGUUAAAGACACAUCAGUGGCAGCAUGUGCUGAAGGUGAGGAUGGAAGUAAGACAGCAAUUUGUGAAAGCAAUGGAAAAUGGAGACUUCAGAGUGACACUUGUGUCUUGACUGCAAUCAAUGAGCUACUGACCUCAUCUAAGGUAAUACUUUUUAAUAACACCUACCAUGAUUAGUAAACCCUAGCAACCAUUGUCUUAACUGUAUUUAUACUUUGGAGCAUGAUUUUCUGUUGUAUUUAUCAAUUUGAAGGAAAACUAACUCCUAUGACUUGAGAAUUUUUUGUAAGCAAUAAUUAUAUUUAUUUAUUUUCAAACUUGAUCCACAGUAUCAUGUUUCUCUUAGGUGUCCUAAAUUGAAGUGUAUGACAUACAGUAUAUUGUCUAAGUAUAAUCAUAUCUUCCUCUGCAGGAAUUGGAAGAAGCAAUGGUUGAAGGAUUUUUAACAAAACUUAGUGAUACCUCUGGAAAUCUAAAGAGCAAAAUCGUUAAUUCAACUGCAACUAUUUCGACCAUUGUUGAUAUUCUGAGCAUUGUUGCAAAUAUUUCAAAGAAUAUCAGCCAGUCUGAGAUAAAGGUAUGUUGAAUACAAACAAAACAAGCACAGAUAGUGCAAGAGAUUAACAGAAAAAGUGAACGAAACUAAAGUAUAUAAAAGUUCACUUGGUUUCAUAUACAGUACCAGUCAAAAGUUUGGAUACACCUACUCAUUCAAGGGUUUUUCUUUAUUUUUACUAUUUUCUACAUUGUAGAAUAAUAGUGAAGACAUCAAAACUAUGAAAUUACACAUAUGGAAUCAUGUAGUAACCAAAAAAGGGUUAAAGAAAUCUAAAUAUAUUUUCUAUUUGAGAUUCUUCAAAGUAGCCACCAUUUGCCUAGAUGACAGCUUUGCACACUCUCGGCAUUCUCUCAACCAGCUUCACCUGGAAUGCUUUUCCACCAGUCUUGAAGGAGUUCCUACAUAUGCUGAGCACUUGUUGGCUGCUUUUCCUUCACUCUGCAGUCCAACUCAUCCCAAACCAUCUCAAUUGGGUUGAGGUCGGGUGAUUGUGGAGGCCAGAUCAUCUGAUGCAGCACUCCACCACUCUCCUUCUUGGUAAAAUAGCCCUUACACAGCCUGGAGGUGUGUUGGGUCAUUGUCCUGUUGAAAAACAAAUGAUAGUCCCACUAAGCGCAAACCAGAAAGGAUGACGUAUUUCUGCAGAAUGCUUUGGUAGCCAUGCUGGUUAAGUGUACCAGCAAAGAACCCCCACACCAUCACACCUCCUCCUCCAUGCUUCACGGUGGGAACCACACAUGCGGAGAUCAUCCGUUCAGCUACUCUGCGUCUCACAAAGACACAGUGGUUGGAACCAAAAAUCUCAAAUUUGGACUCAUCAGACGAUGGGACAGAUUUCCACCAGUAUAAUGUCCAUUGUUCGUGUUUCUUGGCCCAACCAAGUCUCUUCUUCUUAUUGGUGUCCUUUAGUAGUGGUUUCUUUGCAGCAAUUCGACCAUGAAGGCCUGAUUCACGCAGUCUCCUCUGAACAGUUGAUGUUGAGAUGUGUCUGUUACUUGAACUCUGUGAAGCAUUUAUUUGGGCUGCAAUUUCUGAGGCUGGUAACUCUAAUGAACUUAUCCUCUGCAGCAGAGGUAACUCAUGAGAGCCAGUUUCAUCAUAGCGCUUGAUGGUUUUUGCGACUGCACUUGAAGAAAAGUUCUUGAAAUGUUCCGUAUUGACUGACCUUCAUGUCUUAAAGUAAUGAUGGACUGUCGUUUCUCUUUGCUUAUUUGAGCUGUUCUUGCCAUAGUAUGGCCUUGGUCUUUUACCAAAUAGGGCUAUCGUCUGUAUACCACCCCUUGUCACAACACAACUGAUUGGCUCAAACGUAUUAAGAAGGAAAGAAAUUCCACAAAUUAACUUUUAACAAGGCACACCUGUUCAUUGAAAUGCAUUCCAGGUGACUACCUCAUGAAGCUGGUUGAGAGAAUGCCAAGAGUGUGCAAAGCUGUCAUCAAGGCAAAGAGUGGCUACUUUGAAGAAUCUCAAAUAUAAAAUAUAUUUUGAUUUGUUUAACACUUUUUUUGGUUACUACGUGAUUCCAUAUGUGUUUUUUUCAUAGUUUUGAUGUCUUCACUAUUAUUCUAAAAUGUAGAAAAUAGUUUUUAAAAACUUUUGUCCAAACUUUUGACUGGUAUUGUACUUUGAAUGCAUGAAUUUCGGGAAAUAAGUCUGUGCUUUAAAUAAACUAAAACUAAUGAAAUACACUGAAGUUAAAUAAUAGUGGUGAGAUAAGCAUAAGUACAUGUUUUGCUUUUAGAAACAAACAAGCUAAAUUAUUAACAUUAAGUUUGGACCUAACUCAGAUUUCUUAUUGACUCCCCAGAACAUUCUAGAAACAGUGAAUGUCCUAGUUUCUGAUGAAGCAAAAGAAUCCUGGACCGUUCUCAAUGCCGACCAAAAUAAAAACACCAGCUCUAGUUUACUGGGCUCCAUGGAAUUGUUUGCAGGUUCUCUCCCAACAAAGUCAUUUAAUGUAACAACAGAGCUAAUUCAGUUAAACCAAGCCACAUUUGACAACUCAUUCAGUGCAGACUUAAAUUCAAGUGUGUUAAUAGAGAUUCCAGAGACUAAUUCCAAUCACCUCACCAUCACCACUCUAACGUUCUCCUCCCUCAAUAAUGUGUUACCUGCCAGGAAUGGCAGCAAUCAAAGUGUCAACGACAACAUCAUCAAUGGAUUUGUAGUGCUGGCGAAGUUGAAUGGAACGACUAACAAUGUCUCAUUGAGCUUCGAUAAGGUGAACAAGUCGCUCACAUUCAAUCCUCAGUGUGUUUUCUGGAACUUCAGCCUUUUUAACAGCCUUGGGGGAUGGGAUGAUAAAGGAUGUAAACUGCAGUCUAAUGAGAAUGGCACUGUCACCUGUCACUGUAACCAUCUGACCUCCUUCUCCAUUUUGAUGUCAACGUCCAUUCCGAAAGAGAUUCAAGACGCUUUGGAUAUAAUCACUUAUGUUGGAGUUGGCAUAUCGAUGGGUAGCUUAGUCAUGUGUCUCAUCAUUGAGGCUUGUGUAUGGAAGGCCAUGACCAGAAACAACACCUCUUACAUGCGCCAUGUCUCCAUAGUGAACAUCGCUGUGUCUCUCCUGAUUGCUGACAUUUGGUUCAUCAUUGGUGCAUCAAUAGUAAAAAAUGACCUUGAAAACCCAGGCGAGGACACCACAACACCUAUACCAGCAUGUACUGCAGCAACGUUUUUCAUUCACUUUUUCUACCUUGCUCUAUUCUUUUGGAUGCUGAUCUCGGGCCUUCUUCUUUUCUACCGGACCAUCAUGGUUUUCUCCCAUAUGUCAAAAUCAACUAUGCUGGCUAUUGGCUUCUCAGUGGGCUAUGGGGCACCUUUUAUCAUUGCUGUUGUUACUGUGGCAGCAACAGCUCCAAGUGAUGGAUACAUCAAGGAAAACCAGGCAUGUUGGCUCAACUGGGACAAGACAAUGGCUCUCCUUGCUUUUGUGAUCCCUGCCCUGACCAUAGUGGUCAUCAACUUUUUGAUCCUGAUUGUGGUUCUGUACAAAAUGCUGAGGAGAGGUGUGGGGGAUGCUAGCCAGCCAAAUGAGAGAAAUGCUGUUGUGGUCAUCGCCAGGUGUCUGGCCAUUCUGACUCCAUUCUUUGGCCUUACCUGGGGACUGGGAGUAGGAACCAUGGUUGAUCCAACAAAUAAGGGAAUCCAUAUUGUGUUUGCCCUCUUCAAUUCACUACAGGUAACUGCAUACAUUGGUGCAUUAUUUUCCAUAAUAAUAAUAAAUAAAUAAAUAGUGUCAUACACUGAAAUCCUUAUUUCAUUUUUUGUUCUAACUGAAAGCUGUAAGUAAUGAGUUCUGAUGUAAAAUGUCAACAUGUUUACAAUUAUAUUAGUUUUCAUGAUGUCGAACAACAUUAGCAACAUUGUAUUAUGUACAUUAAUCUUUAAUCUUUCUUAAAAGGGUUUCUUUGUUUUGGUGUUUGGAACACUUUUAGACGGCAAGGUAUGUGAUACAAUUUUUGUUUAUUCCCUCUUCGUAUGCAAGAGUGUUGGGAUUUUUAAAUAAAUUGUCCUGUGGUUUCAGAUCCGGUCAGCUAUAGCAGGAAGUUUCUCUUCCAUCAUCCCAGGCUCUGACCGUACGAGGGUAAGUACAUCUCUUCACACCGUUUCUUCUAUAUUUAACUAAAAUGUUUAAUGUUACGUACAUGUGUACUAUGUGCACUGAUGAUCCUAUUAAUUAGACAUGUUUGCAAUUUCAGAAUUCUCAAGUUAAACCAUGAGUUUAAUGGGUUGCUUUUGGCCUUCCUCAUAGGCUUGAUUCUCUCUGAUAAGACUUACUACUGUAUCAGCUAAUAUUGAUUGCCCAAUAAGUGUACAGUGGGGGAAAAAAGUAUUUAGUCAGCCACCAAUUGUGCAAGUUCUCCCACUUAAAAAGAUUAGAUAGGCCUGUAAUAUUCAUCAUAGGUACACGUCAACUAUGACAGACAAAUUGAGGAAAAAAAAUCCAGAAAAUCACAUUGUAGGAUUUUUUAUUAAUUUAUUUGCAAAUUAUGGUGGAAAAUAAGUAUUUGGUCACCUACAAACAAGCAAGAUUUCUGGCUCUCACAGACCUGUAACUUCUUCUUUAAGAGGCUCCUCUGUCCUCCACUCGUUACCUGUAUUAAAGGCACCUGUUUGAACUUGUUAUCAGUAUAAAAGACACCUGUCCACAACCUCAAACAGUCACACUCCAAACUCCACUAUGGCCAAGACCAAAGAGCUCUCAAAGGACACCAGAAACAAAAUUGUAGACCUGCACCAGGCUGGGAAGACUGAAUCUGCAAUAGGUAAGCAGCUUGGUUUGAAGAUAUCAACUGUGGGAGCAAUUAUUAGGAAAUGGAAGACAUACAAGACCACUGAUAAUCUCCCUCAAUCUGGGGCUCCACGCAAGAUCUCACCCCGUGGGGUCAAAAUGAUCACAAGAACGGUGAGCAAAAAUCCCAGAACCACACGGGGGGACCUAGUGAAUGACCUGCAGAGAGCUGGGACCAAAGUAACAAAGCCUACCAUCAGUAACACACUACGCCGCCAGGGACUCAAAUCCUGCAGUGCCAGACGUGUCCCCCUGCUUAAGGUAGUACAUGUCCAGGCCCGUCUGAAGUUUGCUAGAGUGCAUUUGGAUGAUCCAGAAGAGGAUUGGGAGAAUGUCAUAUGGUCAGAUGAAACCAAAAUAGAACUUUUUGGUAAAAACUCAACUCGUCGUGUUUGGAGGACAAAGAAUGCUGAGUUGCAUCCAAAGAACACCAUACCUACUGUGAAGCAUGGGGGUGGAAACAUCAUACUUUGGGGAUGUUUUUCUGCAAAGGGACCAGGACGACUGAUCCGUGUAAAGGAAAGAAUGAAUGGGGCCAUGUAUCGUGAGAUUUUGAGUGAAAACCUCCUUCCAUCAGCAAGGGCAUUGAAGAUGAAACGUGGCUGGGUCUUUCAGCAUGACAAUGAUCCCAAACACACCGCCCGGGCAACGAAGGAGUGGCUUCGUAAGAAGCAUUUCAAGGUCCUGGAGUGGCCUAGCCAGUCUCCAGAUCUCAACCCCAUAGAAAAUCUUUGGAGGGAGUUGAAAGUCCGUGUUGCCCAGCGACAGCCCCAAAACAUCACUGCUCUAGAGGAGAUCUGCAUGGAGGAAUAGGCCAAAAUACCAGCAAUAGUGUGUGAAAACCUUGUGAAGACUUACAGAAAACGUUUGACCUGUGUCAUUGCCAACAAAGGGUAUAUAACAAAGUAUUGAGAAACUUUUGUUAUUGACCAAAUACUUAUUUUCCACCAUAAUUUGCAAAUAAAUUCAUUACAAAUCCUACAAUGUGAUUUUCUGGAGACAAAAAUUCUCAUUUUGUCUGUCAUAGUUGACGUGUACCUAUGAUGAAAAUUACAGGCCUCUCAGAUCUUUUUAAGUGGGAGAACUUGCACAAUUGGUGGCUGACUAAAUACUUUUUUCCCCCACUGUAUAUCAUUUUUUUCCAUUCCAGAGUACCAAUGGUGGUGCGGCAACAUCAUCAACCAGUGCAUUAAACUUCUUCCGAAGAAGAAUAAGGAGGAGUAAGCUCAUCAUUUGUUAUGUAGUUAAGAACAAAGUUACUAUGAAUUUUGAAAUGAUCACAGUUCUUUAAAUAUUUGUUUUGUUGAAAAAUCACCCUGCCUUUCUGUAUAUAACAAACCAACUGUUUGACCUCUCUUGCUUUGUCAGAUGCCUACAAUGUUUCGGAAGCUGUAAAUUCUUCCAGCAGCACUGGUGCUACAGAGUCAUUCAUCAACACCUAACUCAAUGCAACCAACCAUCUAGAGACAGCAGUAGGGGUUGAUGUAUUGAGCAGGGCACUGCAACUGUUUGUCAUCUUGUCUACAAACAGAAUGUUUCACUCUGAAAUAUGACUUAAGACAUAUCAAAGGUAGUACAAGCUGUUCUUCCGCUUGACAAGAAGUGUAGCCUUUGACCUGGACCUGCCAUAAAACAUGUCUUGGUCCAGCACACAAUUCAUCUAUUGAUGUGAAGAUGUUGGACUUUUCUGGAAUAAUGCUGUGAGUUCUAUAGGGGUUUUGUUUGAGAGACUUGCCUCUUUUUUGUUGUACAUGUUUAGGAGUCUAGACACUACUGUGAAUGAUGGACCAGUUUGAACCAAGUUCUGAACAAGACAUAGCACUUUAAAUGAUGUAUGGUAUUGAAGGACUUUUCUUUUUUGUUAUUCAGGUUUCCAAAGGAAGCAAUAUCCAAAUAUAAUAGAUGAUCAGAUAAUUACAGGAACUUAUGAAAGUAAAUUAGCUGCAUCGGUGCAGACAAGUGUUAACUGUAUGACAGAGAAUUCGCCUUUUUUUAAAUACAUUUUUACUUAAUUAUGUUAUGGAUUUCCAUGUUGUUGCCAUUACCACUUAUGUGUGUUGUAUUAAAAUGCAUUAUAUGGCUGCUAUUGUCUUUUCUUAUGUGGAGUAAAUGUAAUGGAAUAUUUUAAAUGUGUAUCAUUUAUUGUUGAAGAGGCUUCUACAGUAGAUCAUGUUGGAUACACAAGUAGUAAACAAAGAGUUUUGUCUCGUUGCACCUGUCUCACAGACAGUGUUGCUGCAACUCAAUAGCCAAAGUCUUGGUUCAACCAUCUACCCAAUAAAGAUGCCAUGUUUGCCAUA